UCUAUAGAAAUUGAAAUUGCAAUAGUGAUGGAAAUAUUAGGAACUCAAAUGGAAACCUUUAGAACUUGCCAACGCCCUUUGGCUUGCGGACAUCAUUGCGGGGGCAUACCUAAUGAAAAUUAUUGUGCACCUUGUAUGGUGGAGGGAUGCCAGGAUGACAUUUACUAUGGAGACGGUCACUGUAUAGUGUGCGCUGAACCCUGGACUUCUAAACCCAUCAUACAGAUUGUUUGUGGACAUUUGUUCCACUAUGACUGUAUCCGACAAAUGUUGAAGAAUCGCUGGCACGGAUCAAGGAUCACGUUUGGAUUCAUGCUAUGUCCUUUAUGUAAGGUUUCGAUAAGUCAUCCUGACCUUUGUGAAAUAAUGUCACCUUUGAUGCACCUGUACGAUAAAAUCAAAACCAAAGCACUCACUCGUCUACAGCAUGACGGAUUGUUCCAAGCCCAAGACAUCACCCAACCAUCAGGAAAAUAUUAUAAAGACCCGACUGGGUUUGCAAUGGACAAAUACGCAUACUUCAUGUGUUCAAGAUGCCGACAGCCGUACUUUGGUGGAGAGGGGCGUUGUCAAGACGAGGUUGAGGAGGCGGAUCCAAAAGAAUUGAUAUGUCCACUGUGUAGUGAUACCACCAAAAACAAAGUGUGUUCCCAGCAUGGAUUAGACUACCUGCUAUACAAAUGCCGAUAUUGCUGUUCGCUGGCUCUGUUUCAUUGUUUUGGUACCACUCAUUUCUGUGAAACUUGCCACAAUGAUUACACAACUGUCCACGACAAACCAGAAGAAAGCUUGCCAAAAUGUCCUGCAGGUCCCUGUGGGAAACAGCUUUCAGGCUCCGAAUGCCCCCUGGGGAUAGAGCACCCUCCCACUGGUGAAGAAUUCGUCAUUGGCUGUGCCAUGUGCAUAAACUCUAACUCUUUUUAAAUUACAGUAAAACUUGUUCUUACACAUGUACACAUUUUUGUUCUUGUUUAUGUAAAUAAAUUAUGUGAA
Molecule: messenger RNA, 993 nt
Organism: Saccostrea cuccullata (small rock oyster)
Lineage: Eukaryota; Metazoa; Mollusca; Bivalvia; Ostreida; Ostreidae
Product: E3 ubiquitin-protein ligase MYCBP2-like
Exons: 7
Coding region: 28-924 (298 amino acids)
Cellular component (GO): plasma membrane; nucleus
Molecular function (GO): ubiquitin protein ligase activity
Source: RefSeq, a predicted model, not a curated record